Molecule: messenger RNA, 4268 nt
Organism: Globicephala melas (long-finned pilot whale)
Lineage: Eukaryota; Metazoa; Chordata; Mammalia; Artiodactyla; Delphinidae
Gene: ANO8
Product: anoctamin 8
Source: RefSeq, a predicted model, not a curated record
GAGAACCAGAGAAAGACGUGUCCGGGGCCGGGAAGGAGAAUCGAGGUUCGGCGCGGGCGGGGACGAGAAGCAGCGCUCGGGCACGCGGGGACGGCGGCCGGCGCGGGCGGGCGCGGCCUUUGUCUCCUCCUCUGGCGCGCUCCGUGGCUGCAUCCGCCCCAUGAGCCCGCGGUCCCCCAGCGCCUGAGCCGCCCGCAGCCCCUGACCUGCCCUGUCCUCGCAAUGGCCGAAACUGCCUCCGGCACCGGGGGCACGUCCCUGGAGGGUGAGCGUGGCAAGAGGCCCCCGCCGGACGGCGAGCCUGCAGCCCCGGCGUCCGGAGUUCUGGAUAAGCUUUUUGGGAAGCGGCUCCUGCAGGUGGGUCGGUACCUGGUGUCCCACAAGGCAUGGAUGAAGACGGUGCCCACAGAGAACUGCGACGUGUUGAUGACCUUCCCAGACACGACCGAUGACCACACGCUGCUAUGGCUGCUGAACCACAUCCGCGUGGGCAUCCCCGAGCUCAUCGUGCAAGUCCGCCACCAUCGCCACACGCGUGCCUACGCCUUCUUCGUCACCGCCACGUAUGAGAGCCUACUCAGAGGGGCCGACGAGCUGGGUCUGCGCAAAGCAGUGAAGACUGAGUUUGGCGGGGGCACCCGCGGCUUCUCCUGCGAGGAGGACUUCAUCUACGAGAAUGUGGAGAGUGAGCUGCGCUUCUUCACCUCCCAGGAGCGCCAGAGCAUCAUCCGCUUCUGGCUGCAGAACCUCCGUGCCAAGCAGGGAGAGGCACUGCACAAUGUGCGCUUUCUGGAGGACCAGCCAAUCAUCCCUGAACUGGCGGCCCGCGGGAUCAUCCAGCAGGUGUUCCCAGUCCACGAGCAGCGCAUCCUGAACCGCCUCAUGAAGUCAUGGGUGCAGGCUGUGUGUGAAAACCAGCCUCUAGAUGAGAUCUGCGACUACUUUGGCGUGAAGAUUGCCAUGUACUUCGCCUGGCUGGGUUUCUACACAUCGGCGAUGGUGUACCCAGCGGUCUUCGGCUCUGUCCUGUACACAUUCACAGAGGCUGAUCAGACGAGCCGGGAUGUAUCCUGCGUGGUCUUUGCCCUCUUCAACGUAGUCUGGUCAACGCUCUUCUUGGAGGAGUGGAAACGGAGGGGAGCAGAGCUGGCCUACAAGUGGGGGACGCUGGACUCACCCGGGGAAGCUGUGGAGGAGCCACGGCCCCAGUUCAGGGGCGUGCGGCGCAUCAGCCCCGUGACUCGGGCCGAGGAGUUCUACUACCCGCCCUGGAAGCGGCUGCUUUUCCAGCUGCUUGUGAGUCUCCCCUUGUGCCUCACCUGCCUGGCCUGUGUGUUCCUGCUCAUGCUCGGCUGCUUCCAGCUGCAGGAGCUGGUGCUGAGUGUGAAGGGGCUGCCCCGUCUCGCCCGCUUCCUGCCCAAAGUCAUGCUGGCCCUGCUGGUCAGUGCAAGCGCCGAGGGCUACAAGAAGCUGGCCGUCUGGCUCAACGACAUGGAGAACUACCGGCUGGAGAGCGCCUACGAGAAGCACCUCAUCAUCAAGGUUGUCCUGUUCCAAUUCGUCAACUCAUACCUGAGCCUCUUCUACAUUGGCUUCUACCUCAAGGACAUGGAGCGCCUGAAAGAGAUGCUGGCCACGCUGCUGAUCACCCGCCAGUUCCUCCAGAAUGUUCGAGAGGUCUUGCAGCCGCACCUGUACCGGCGGCUGGGCCGUGGCGAGAUUGGCCUGCGGGCUGCCUGGGAGCUGGCCCGUGCCCUGCUUGGCCUACUGAGCCUCCGGCGCCCUGCACGCCACCUCGAAGCCCAGGCUGAAGAGGGUGUCGGUGGCAGCAGCGGUGGGGGGGGCCGCAGGUGUCUCAGUGGGGCCUGCGGGGCACCUGAGGAGGAGGAGGAGGCCACCAUGGAGCGUCGGCCAGCGGGGGAAGGUGGGGAGGUGGGGGACGGGCCUCGGGGGGGCAGGGAGGAGGAGGAGGACGAGGAGGAGGAGGAGGACGAAGAGGAGGAGGACGAGGAGGAGGAAGCCGAGGAGGGCGGCCUCCUGGACUGCGGGCUUCGGCUGAAGAAGGUCAGCUUUGCUGAGCGGGGGGCUGGGCGGCGGCGGCUGGGCCCAAGCCCGGAGGCCCUCCUGGAGGAGGGGAGCCCCACCAUGGUGGAGAAGGGGCUGGAAGCUGGCGUGUUCACGCUGGCCGAGGAGGACGAUGAGGCCGAGGGGGCUCCCAGCAGCCCUGAACGGGAGCCCCCGGCUGUCCUGCUCCGCCGGGCCAGAGGUGAGGGCCGCGACCAGGGCCCCGAUGGGGGCCCAGACCCAGAGCCGGGCUUGGGUGACUCAGCCCGGAAGCAGCGGCGGCAGAACCGGUCAUCUUGGAUCGACCCACCCGAGGAGGAACACUCGGCCCAGCUCACCCAGGCUGAGCUCGAGAGCUGUAUGAAGAAAUACGAGGACACAUUCCAGGACUACCAGGAGAUGUUUGUGCAGUUUGGCUAUGUCGUGCUCUUCUCGUCUGCCUUCCCCCUGGCUGCCCUCUGCGCCCUCAUCAACAACCUCAUCGAGAUCCGCAGUGACGCCCUCAAGCUGUGCACGGGGCUGCAGCGGCCCUUUGGGCAGCGGGUGGAGAGCAUUGGCCAGUGGCAGAAGGUGAUGGAGGUCAUGGGCGUCCUGGCAAUCGUAGUCAACUGCUAUCUAAUUGGCCAGUGUGGGCAGCUGCAGCGCCUCUUCCCCUGGCUCAGCCCCGAGGCGGCCAUCGUGUCCGUGGUGGUGCUUGAGCACUUCGCUCUGCUUCUCAAGUACCUCAUCCACGUGGCCAUCCCCGACAUCCCGGGCUGGGUGGCUGAGGAGAUGGCCAAGCUGGAGUACCAGCGCCGGGAGGCCUUCAAGAGACAUGAGCGCCAGGCCCAGCACCGCUACCAGCAGCAGCAGCGGCGGAGGCGAGAGGAGGAGGAACGCCAGCGCCACGCAGAACAUCAUGCCCGCAGGGAGCGCGACGCCAGUGGCCGGGAGGAAGCUCGGGCUGAGGGCUCCGGGUUGGACCCUGCUGCCCCAGAGAAGGCCUCGGCCAAGGCCAAGGGCAGUGGGGCGGCAGGAGGCCAUGGGCCGGAGCGGCCCAAGCGCCCGGGGUCCCUGCUGGCACCUAACAACGUCAUGAAGCUGAAGCAGAUCAUCCCACUGCAGGGCAAGUUCCUGUCGUCCGGGGCUGCAUCCUCGCUGGCCGGCGCGGGGGCCAACCUCACUGCCCGGCCGCCCCCUGCCCCGUCUCCCACAGGCAGUGACACCCGCCUGCCGGCCUUCCUCAGCUUCAAAUUCCUCAAGUCACCCGAGACCCGGCGGGACCCAGAGCGUAGCCACUCGCCGCCCAAGGCCUUCCACGCCAGCAAGCUCUUCCCCUUCGGCGGGGCCCGGGCUGAGGCCGGGUCCAACGGGGCGGGCGGGCAGGCCCGGCAGGACGGGACCCCCAGCGGUGGCAGUGGUGGUAGCCGAGCCCAGCGGAGUGGGCCGGCAGACGAGGCCGCAGCUGAGGAGCCGGACACACCCCGGCCCGAAGAGGAAGGCUCAGGGACAGCGCCGGCCCCGGUGGGCGCCCCGGCCCUCCGCACCCGCCGCAGCCGGAGCCCUGCGCCGCCGCCGCCGCCGCCGCCGCCGCCGCCAACACCGCUGCCCCGGCCCCCGACGCCACCCGCCGGCUGCUGGCAGUGGGACGGGCCGUGGGGCUGCGGGGGCGAGGGCGCCGCCCCCCGCCAGGGCCCUGCCGCCGCCGCCGCCGAGUGUCCGCCCUGCGCCCUCGCCGGGCCCCUGCCCGCCCCGGCAGCUGGCGUCCUGCCGGGGGACGCCAGCUUCUACAGCCUCCCGCCGCCGCCGCUGCCUCCCACCUCCGAGCCCCCGGAGCCCCCGGCACCGUCGCCCAGCCCCAGCUCCAGUCCCAGUCCCAGUCCCCAGGCCGUGUGCUGGCCCAGCGGCUGGCAUUAGCUCCGCCCGCCCUGCCUUCCUGUUUUCAUAUGCAAUAUCAAUCACGGACGGGGCGGCACCCGCCACCCAGAAAACGCUGCUGUCGGUGUAUCCCAGUAUUGGCUGCCCCCUCCUGGGUCAGGGCCGGGGGCCUGGGGCCCCUCUAUCUGCCGUUUUCCUUUCGACCAGGAUGGGGGGAAAGGAAAGGAAACCCCCCCAAAACAACAGAAAACACACACAGAAUAGGCGAUUAUUUAUUUGUUUUUAAUUUAUUUUGUCAUAUUUUUGUAAAACGGCAGAAAUGCAAUAAAAAGUAUAUUUCAACAGUG